Molecule: messenger RNA, 3460 nt
Organism: Larimichthys crocea (large yellow croaker)
Lineage: Eukaryota; Metazoa; Chordata; Actinopteri; Sciaenidae
Gene: calcrla
Product: calcitonin receptor-like a
Exons: 13
Coding region: 240-1673 (477 amino acids)
Biological process (GO): cell surface receptor signaling pathway; angiogenesis; adenylate cyclase-activating G protein-coupled receptor signaling pathway
Cellular component (GO): plasma membrane
Molecular function (GO): calcitonin gene-related peptide receptor activity; adrenomedullin receptor activity; calcitonin receptor activity
Source: RefSeq, a predicted model, not a curated record
ACAGGGUGGUGAUGUAACAGGAAGUAGUGGGUUGCCUUCCAACGUCAACCUGACAGCCGCUUCGGCUGCGCUCAUUGAGAGCCGGAGAUCCGCUGUGCCUGGUGCUCUGCGCGCAAAGCCGAAGACAGAAGACACUUCUCGGGAUUGCCUUGAACUGUGUCUUCCAGUUCAACCCGCUGCGCUGCUGUUUGGAUUUUAAUCUCUGAUCUGCAGCUGGUAUACCAUCAACCUGCUUUAACAUGGCCAAAAAGAAGAUGGAUAGCAUUGGACAGAGUGGGAUGGUGGCACUCAUACUGCUGUGUAAUCUAACAAAGAUUUUUGUGAAGGCAAGCCUGGAGGUCAAUGAAACCCAGCAGCAGCAUCCAAACAAUGUCUACCAUGAAAUGGGAGUCACCAGGAACAAGAUAGUUACAGCACAGUUUGAGUGCUAUCAAAAGAUAAUGAAGGACAUCCCCCAAAGCAGAGAAGAGCCUAUGUGUAAUCGCACUUGGGAUGGCUGGCUGUGUUGGGAUGACACCAAGUCAGGUGUCUCAGAGCAGCACUGCCCGGACUACUUCCAGGAUUUUGAUCCUUCGGAAAUGGUUACAAAGAUUUGCACCGAGAGUGGUCAUUGGUUCCUGCAUCCGGAGAGCAACCGGACAUGGACCAACUACACCCGCUGCAAUGAACACACCAAUGAAGGCAGAGUGACAGCAAUGAAUCUUUUUUAUUUAGCUCUCAUUGGACAUGGGCUGUCACUGACCUCCCUCUUCAUCUCCCUUGCAAUAUUCUUCCAUUUCAAGAGUUUGAGUUGCCAAAGGAUUACGCUCCACAAAAACCUCUUCUUUUCUUUUGUUCUGAACUCUGUGAUCACCAUCAUUUGGUUGACAGCAGUGGCAAACAACCAGGAGCUGCUACAAAGGAAUCCAACAAGCUGUAAAGUGUCCCAGUUUAUUCAUCUGUACCUGUUUGGCUGCAAUUACUUCUGGAUGCUGUGCGAGGGAAUAUACCUGCACACUCUCAUCGUCGUAGCUGUGUUCGCUGAGAAGCAGCACCUGAUGUGGUACUACCUUUUAGGCUGGGGCUUUCCUCUCAUUCCGGCUUCUAUACAUGCUAUUGCUCGAAGUUACUACUACAACGACAACUGCUGGAUUAGCUCCAAAACGUCGCUACUCUACAUCAUCCACGGCCCCAUAUGUGCUGCUCUUUUGGUCAAUUUGUUCUUUCUUCUAAACAUCGUGCGAGUGCUCAUCACCAAACUGAAGGUGACCCAUCAAGCCGAGUCGAGUCUCUACAUGAAAGCCGUGAGAGCCACCCUCAUCCUGGUGCCUCUUCUGGGAAUCCAGUAUGUCCUGCUUCCUUACAAGCCAGGUGGACGGGUCUCCUCUGAAAUAUACGACUACAUCAUGCACAUACUAAUGCAUUACCAGGGUUUGCUGGUGGCCACCAUCUUCUGCUUUUUCAAUGGAGAAGUCCAAGCGGUUCUAAGGAGGCACUGGAACCAGUAUCAGAUCCAGUUUGGCAGUAGCGUAGGAAACCACUCAGAUGCCCUACGUUCAGCCUCCUACACGGCUUCUUCCAUCACCGAGGUACAGGGCUGCUAUAGCAUCGACAGCCACACAGAACACAUGAACGGCAAAGGCUGCCAAGACCCGGAUGCCUCAAUCUUAAAGUCAGACAGCCCUUUCGCCUGACAACAACAACCCCCCCACCCCCCAAGCCCUGCUUGCCCCAUCAACCCUCUCUGCAGCAUGUUUGGAGCUCCGUGGCAAGUAAAGAAACUCAACUCUUCCUAUAGAUACAAUGUCAGAAUGAGUCAGGAAAAGGAUUUUAUACCCAGGCUCUCACCCACCUGAAGGAAAUCGCCACCUGUCUGUCACACAGACAGUACAGCAUGGUGAGCUCGAUACAACUAUUCCUGCGCUGUGUUUUCUCUACAUAUUGCAACUGAACUGCUUCACUUGACUCGGACAAAGAUGCAUUCUGAUAAUCACAAUAUUGUUGCAACCUUUCUGCCUGACAAAAUAGUUUUUAAAUGUAUGAAUAUUAACUGCUUGACUGUCCUUUUCUGGGGGUCAUGUUGUGCACAAAAAGCCUUUGGUUACACUGUAAAUUCUUUUGACAUUGUUAGUGCCAAAUCGAGAAAUCCCUGCUCGCUUCAUUUAUUUUUUAUAUUCGAUACAGAAUCAGAACGAAGAUAGGACGUCUAACAGGUGCAUAAUAAUAUAUUAAAGCUAUAUUAUAUCUUUCACAUGUUAAAUUUAAUUUAUCGGAACGUAUUCUUGUUUAUUAAAUGAAAAUGAAAUAAAUACCAUACAGUAUUUAUUAAAGUCGACAUGCUACAUUUUUUUUUCUUUUUCAAAAUUAGUCAAUUAAUUAUCAAUAUGACUUGUUGCCAGCUUCACAUUAACUUUCAUUGUAUUUCUCAUUCGUUUAAGUGUUUUUUUAAAUGUGUGUAGAUGAUUUUUUAGAAUCAUGCUUGCAGGAUUUCAUCGUGGUGAUGUUCGAGUGUGUUUCAGUGCAUCCUUCAAACCGCACGGUGGGUUUGCAAUGUACAGUUAACAUACACAUACACAAUAUUAUCAGAGAUCAGCCAUCGACACAAACUCCAAUAGCUACUCAUUACACUUGAAUGUCACAGUGAAGUUCUGGACAUAUACUGAACACACUGUAUAUGCGUCACAUUCCCAUUCACUGCUGUCUUUAGCCUUACUCUUCUCAACGUACUCCCACAUAAGCAUUUCCAGGUGUUUAGACUGAAAACGGCACUGUGUUUAAAAAAUGCAGUGUCCUCUGUAUGAACAAUGAGUGUCACAGUGAGAACAUUUGAAAUCAUACAUCCAUGACCUUUUUAAAAGAUCAGUUUGAUCAGUCUGGUAUUACAAAAAGGCGUAUACAUAAUGUGUCAAGUCAUGUUAGCAUGUCAUCACAACAUGUUUUUGUGUUUUGCGUGUCAUUUCACAUCAGUGUCUACCGAGUUCUGUUGGUGAGUCGGCAUGUCAUUUCACCUGCGAAUGUCAACAUGAAAAAAAUAUACAGUGACAUCAUUUUCCUGCACAUCCAUAAUUCAUAAAACGCGACCUCUGUAACAGCAUUAAACGACUAUCUAAAGUUAAACUGAAUUUAAUAUAUUUAUCCAAGUUAUUAUCUAAGUUAUUCAAAUGAGUAUCUUUGUGCUAGCUGGUCACAUGUAUGUUUAUUUCUGGUGUUUUCACAAGGGGGAUUCUGAAUUUCUGAUUUCUGAAUAAAAGCUCUAUAACUUGAGAAGAUACCCGUCUUAUUUAGCUUUAGGUUUUAUUCCCUAUCAUGUACAGUAUAGUACAGUGUUGCGAAACAACAGGAGUGACCUCAUUGAAAUGACUGAGGGAGUUGCAUUUUUUUUGUUCAUGUAGUGCUAAUGUCAGUCUGAACACAUCCUUAUUCAGAGGUACACGUCAUGAUAUUGUCACGUCUUGUCACAAGAAAUUGUGCAAAAAACAAA